GGGCUCGCUGCUCGCUCCGCAGCUCGCCAUGGGCAGGAGGCGGCCGGUGGGGCUGGCGCUGGCCCUGUGGGGCUGCCUGCUGUGCGGCUGGGCAGCGGGGCGCUCCAAGGUGAACCCCAGGAUCAUCGCAGCUCCCCAAGGUGCAAAGGAGUAUGUGUUCCCCAGGAGUGAGAAGUACCCAGUCUUCUAUCAUAAAGAAAACACCUCGGCCAUCUACAUUGGGGGAGAAGGAAAGCUUUACUACUAUGACUUUGCAACCUAUGAGAGCUACGUGGAAGACUUCCCAGUGAAAAAUGGAGGACAGUGCAUGAUGCCUGGGAGCUCGGAGGACAAUAAGAAUUACCUUACCUUAGUGGAGAAGUAUGGAGAUGGGAUGUUAGUGUGUGGCACCGGUGCCUGCUCUCCCACCUGCUGGAACCUGACACAGAGGAAGGAGAGCACCCCAUGGGAUGGGAGAGGCAUUGCUCCUUUCACCCCCGACUCGAAUACCCUCGUCGUUGUUGAUGGUCACGACAUCUACUCCACCAUCAAGAAGAGCCAGCAGAACGGCAAGAUCCCCCGGUUCCGUCGGGUGAGAGGGGGAGGAGAGCUCUACACAAGCGACACGGUGAUGCAGAACCCUCAGUUUGUCAAAGCCACCACAUUAAGGCACGAAGAGCCUCACCAGGACAAGAUUUACUACUUCUUCCGUGAAGACAACCCGGAUAAGAGUCCUGAGGCCCCUAGAAACAUCUCUCGAGUGGCCCAGCUGUGUAAGGAAGAUAAAGGGGGAACCGGUUCUCUCUCUGCUUCCAAGUGGACCACCUUCCUGAAGGCCAGCUUGAUUUGUGUCGACCCAGUCACCAAGGGCAACUUCAACUGGUUGCAGGAUGUCUUCUUUGUCCCUGCGAGUAACUGGAGGCACUCCAAGGUCUAUGGGCUCUUCACAAACACCUGGGGAAGCUCUGCUGUUUGUGUCUAUUCCUUUGGGGACAUUGACAACGUGUUUCGGACCUCCAAACUCAAAGGCUACAAUGGUCCCAACCCAGAGGUCAAGCCUGGGCAGUGCGUUUCCUCUGGCCAGCACACCCCCAGUGAGACCUUCAAGAUCGCUGACAGCCACCCGGAGGUGCAGGACCGCGUGGAGCCCCUCUCCCCCACCAAGAGCCCCCUGUUCCACAACAAGCACCGCUACCAGAAGAUCGGGGUGCACGAGGUCUCGGCGGGCGACGGGCGCCGCUACAACGUGCUUUAUCUGGCAACAGACAAAGGAUCCAUCCACAAGGUCGUGGAGCUGCCAGACGGGGUGCAGAACAUCAUGGAGCUCCAGGUCUUCCCCAAGAAGGACCCAAUCCAGUCCAUGAUCCUGGACCACAAGAGGGCGAUGCUGUACGUGGGCUCAACAGACAGAGUGCUGGAGGUGCCCAUGGCCAUGUGUGGGGCGUAUCGCAACAACUGUGACAGCUGCCUGCUGGCCAGGGACCCGUACUGCGGCUGGCUCAAUGGCUCCUGCCGGUCCGUGUACCUGAACCGGGAGGUGCAUCAGAACCUGAACCUGGACCCGUGGCAAGGGAAGUGCCAGAAGGGGGACAUUAAGGAAGCAGAUGACUAUCAGAACAUCACAGUGGUCCCUUUCUCCCGCUACUACCUCAACUGCCCCAUCGAGUCCCACUAUGCCACCUACAACUGGUACCACAACAACAGCCUCAUCAAGACCUGCAACACCACCCACCCCCAGCAGGACUGCUUCCACUUCAUCCAGAACGUGAGCCACAUCCACUACGGCCACUACGUCUGCAUCUCGGAGGAGGACGGCUUCAAGCAGGCUCUGGUGAAGGAGCGCCUGGUCAACCAGCUCAGGUUCAUGUCCCAGAAGGGCCAGGCCACCAUGACCUUCGCCUCUUGGCUGCAGCUGCUCCUGAUGAUGGUGUUGGUGGAGCUCUUCCACUGACCACCAUGGGGCUGCGUUCCCACCGUCCUGGCUGCUGCUGCUGCUGCUCCUGCACUUGCUGUCUGCUCCUGAGGCGACUUCUUUUAGUCACUCCUUGGACUGCCUGUCCCCAAAGGGGUCUUGGGCAGCAGCCUCUCCAUCGUUGGCUGUGGUGGAGGAGGCAUGGUGAGGAAGAUGGGACUGCAGGGCCAGCUGGAGCAGGGUUUGGGGACAGGGAGGGAAGGGAACAGGUGGGGGACGUUCACUGUGCCCAGCAGCAUGGUGUCAGCUUCCCCGCUGUGGACUGUUCAGGGGACUCCGGCCAAUGUGCAUGCACUGAUCCUCAGGGCACGAUGACUCCUCUCUUUAGGAACGUGCAUGUGAUGAAGAAGAGGAGCCAGCCCUUGGCCUUUGGAACUGGUUGAUCUAUGCUUCACUCCAAGUGGGGACUGAUGCCUCCUAUUUUUUGUGGCUAAUGUUAGGGUUGGAGGCAGCUGGAAUACUCCCAGUGUCGCAUGUGAAUCCCCUUCUGGUCUGGAGACUUGGGCUCUGGAAAGGGUUGAGGGUAUGGUUUCAUUUGAUUUCUGUUUUGCAGCUGGCUUUGAUGUGGAAGGGAGCCUGGGAGCUCGCGCUGGAAGCCUGCAGCGGCAGGCCCGCAGUGAGCGUUUUGCAUGGAAAAGCCUGGGAAGAUGACUAGAUUUGGGGUGUGGGGAAGGACAGACCGAAGGGGACAGGAAGGGAAGGUGGAAGCAGAGCCCAAACCAAACCCAGGAGGCCCUGGGAAGGAGUUUGAAACGCACAAAUCCUCUGCAGGCAGCUUAAGGGCAUUUCCGUGUGGGCAGCGGGCAGCGCCUGCUCCCUGCGCCUCUCCUAAGGGAGAGGGACCGGGCUUCCUCAGGGAUGGAGGCAGCAGGCGGCUGAUCUCAGGGCGAUGCUGAUGGGCUCGGGGUGCUGCCACGGCUCCCCCACCGCCCCGAGCAGCUCUGCUUCUCUCCCUCACCAUGAAGGGACCAGGGGCUUUGCUUCCCUUGGGCUUUGAGGUCUCCAAGCAAGACUAAACUGUGAAAACCGGGAUGUUCUCCCUUGCGCCUGUGGGCAAUGGGGCGAUCCCACACCUUGUCCAAACCUUCCCCAGCCUCGGGCUGUGCAGCAGGGGGGGGGGACACAUCCUAUCUAAUGCUUCCAAUAACCUCUCCCAGCAGCACAGCUCCUGCUUCGUGCCUGCUCAGGGACACUCAGGAGUGCCCGAGGGGUCUUUAUGGCAAGGGGAGAGAUGCCCCGUGUCUCUCGUGACUGCAGACUGUGGACAACGGGCCCAGAGCUUCCUACUGCACUACAUUUCCAAGAUACCCCCCCCCCCCCCCCCGAAUCUAGGAUAGAGCUUCCUUACAUCCCUUCUCAAAGCACUUUAACUUUGUGAACUAACAAAUACCUAUUUAUUAUCAACUGGUGAUUACUGCACUUGUAUAAUUUUAUAAUACUCUAGAAGGUGGGUCCAAAUUAGAGAAGAGGGGAAAAAAAGCAAACAAACCACAAACAGCUACCAAAAAACAAACCAACAACCUUUCAGAGCUGUGACCAAAGUGAGAACGUGACCGCUCAAAUAAAGAAUGGAAAAGAGCAGGAA
Molecule: messenger RNA, 3536 nt
Organism: Pezoporus flaviventris
Lineage: Eukaryota; Metazoa; Chordata; Aves; Psittaciformes; Psittacidae
Gene: SEMA7A
Product: semaphorin 7A (John Milton Hagen blood group)
Exons: 14
Coding region: 29-1930 (633 amino acids)
Biological process (GO): semaphorin-plexin signaling pathway; positive regulation of axon extension; axon guidance
Cellular component (GO): external side of plasma membrane
Molecular function (GO): semaphorin receptor binding; chemorepellent activity; integrin binding
Source: RefSeq, a predicted model, not a curated record